GGUGUGAGCAUUGCGGCUUCCGUAGCUCGCUCAGGACGGUAGGAGGCCGGACAAGAUGGCGGUGAUUAUCCUCUGCAGGGCGGCUGGCGGCCGGGCAAUGUCACGGCCCCAGAUUUCAUCCUUGGCAGCGUCCGUCCCGGUUAUCCUGCAGCAGCGUAAUGUCCAUCAUGCGGUCGUUCCACAUGGUAAACCAGGGCGCUCUGCAGUUAGCGGUGUGGUGGCCACAGUCUUUGGAGCCACAGGGUUCCUGGGCCGAUAUGUUGUCAACAGGCUUGGGCGCAUCGGCUCCCAGGUUGUAAUACCCUAUCGCUGUGACGAGUAUGAUAUGAUGUAUCUGCGGCCCAUGGGGGAUCUCGGACAACUACAAUUUAUGGAAUGGAACUCGAGAGACAAAGAAUCUACCAGACAAGCCCUCCAGCACUCCGAUGUAGUCAUUAAUCUUGUGGGGAGAGAAUGGGAGACCAGCAACUACAGUUUUGAAGAUGUGUUUGUAAAUAUCCCUAAAAACAUUGCUCAGUUAGCUAAGGAGGCCGGAGUGGAAAAGUUCAUCCAUGUGUCCCACUUGAAUGCUGACAUCAAGAGCCCCUCCAAAUACCUGAGAAACAAGGCAAUUGGAGAUGAGGCAGUGCGAGAGGUCUUCCCGGGAGCCAUUAUCGUUAAACCCUCAGAAAUAUUCGGUCGGGAAGACAGUUUCCUGAACUAUUACGCAAACAUGCGCUGGUUUGGUGGAGUGCCAUUAAUAUCUUCUGGCAAGAAGACAGUAAAGCAACCUGUUUAUGUAUCCGAUGUUGCCAGAGCUAUUGUGAAUAUCACCAAAGACCCCGACUCGGUGGGAAAGACCUAUGCCCUUGCUGGACCUAACCGAUAUCUCCUGCAAGACAUGGUACGAUAUAUAUUUGCCGUUGCUCACAGACCUUUUUUCGCGUAUCCGUUGCCUCGCCCUGUCUACUACUGGCUUAUAAAGGGCUUUGAACUGAAUCCAUUUGACAAGUGGACAUCAAGGGACAAAGUGGAUCGGUUCCACACUACAGACAAGAAAUUCCCUGAUCUCCCGGGCCUGGAAGAUCUCGAUAUCUUCCCCACUCCACUCGAGCAGAAAGCCAUUGAGGUCCUACGCCGUCAUCGUAAAUACCGUUGGUUGGAUGCUGAUUUGGACGUGACAAAGCCAGCCACACCUGUGAACUAUUAAUGUCCUCUGCUGCCCAUUUCUGAGUAAAUGACUGCGUUCAUGCCAGCUGUUCUUCAUAUGGUGUGUAAAGUCUGAUGUGUAUAUAAAUAAAAUAUUCUAUAGA
Nanorana parkeri is the source of this 1292-nucleotide messenger RNA. It is a transcript of the gene NDUFA9, whose product is annotated as NADH:ubiquinone oxidoreductase subunit A9. The transcript is spliced from 11 exons. Gene Ontology annotation, cellular component: mitochondrion. Gene Ontology annotation, molecular function: protein-containing complex binding. NCBI's taxonomy places the organism in Eukaryota, Metazoa, Chordata, Amphibia, Anura, Dicroglossidae. Bases 56 to 1189 code for a protein of 377 amino acids. The record is from RefSeq and is a predicted model, not a curated record.